CGGGGCGGGGAAGCCGGAAGCCCGUCCCCAGGAGGGAGCCGCCGCGGCCUGGGUCCUGCGCGUUCCCGCCCAGGCUCCGCGCCGUCCCAGCUGCGGCCCGGGGUCGCCGACCCCCCAGGGACCCCCCCAGGGUGGUGGGACCAUGAGGACCGCGCUCGUGUACCAUGAGGACAUGACAGCCGCGCGGCUGCUCUGGGAAGACCCCGAGUGUGAGAUCGAGCGACCCGAGCGCCUGACCGCAGCCCUGCGGCGCCUGCAGCAGGGGGGCCUGGAGCAGAGGUGCCUCCAGCUGGCCCCCCGAGAGGCCUCCGAGGCGGAGCUGGGCCUGGUCCACAGCCCAGAGUACGUGUCCCUGUUGCGAGGAACCCAGGCCUUGGACACCCAGGAGCUGCGGGCGCUGUCGGGACAGUACGAUGCAGUCUACUUCCACCCGAGCACCUUCCACUGCGCCCGGCUGGCCGUGGGGGCCGCGCUGCAGCUGGUGGACGCGGUGCUGAUGGGAGCCGUGCACAACGGGCUUGCCCUGGUCAGACCUCCUGGGCACCACAGCCAGAGGGCCGCUGCCAACGGAUUCUGUGUGUUCAACAACGUGGCCAUCGCAGCCAGGCACGCGCAGCAGAAACACGGCCUGCAGAGGAUUCUCAUUGUCGACUGGGAUGUCCACCACGGUCAGGGCAUCCAGUAUAUCUUUGAGGACGACCCCAGCGUUCUUUACUUCUCCUGGCACCGCUAUGAGCAUGGCCGGUUCUGGCCCUACCUCCGGGAGUCAGAUGCGGACGCCGUUGGGCAGGGGAAGGGCCGUGGCUUCACCGUCAACCUGCCCUGGAACCAGGUCGGGAUGGGAAAUGCUGACUACCUGGCCGCCUUCCUGCACGUGCUGCUCCCCGUGGCCUUUGAGUUUGAUCCUGAGCUGGUCCUCGUCUCUGCGGGAUUUGACUCCGCAAUUGGUGACCCUGAGGGGCAGAUGCAGGCCACGCCAGAGUGCUUCGGCCACCUCACGCAGCUGCUGCAGGUGCUGGCUGGAGGCCGGGUCUGUGCCGUGCUGGAGGGUGGCUACCACCUGGAGUCCCUGUCCCAGUCUGUGUGCAUGGUGGUGAGGGCGCUGCUGGGUGACCCUGUCCCGCCCCUGUCGGGGCCCAUGGAGCCUCAUCGCAGUGCCCUGGAGUCCAUCCAGAGCGUCCGGGCAGCCCAGGCCCCUCACUGGACCAGCCUCCAGCAGCAAGGGUCAGCCCCCACACCGAGGCCCGGCACCUGCUCCGCAGAUGGGAGGACCUCACUUGUGUUGCCCGGGGGACCCACGUUCAAGGCAGCGGAGGCCCAGGCCUCAGCUGUGCUGAGUUCCCUCCUGGGCCAGCUGCACCUCCACCCCACACCCCCUGUCCGCACGGCUGUUGCCCUGACCGUGCCAGAUGCUGCCCUGGGCCUGCCCCCUGCUGUCCUCCAUCAGGAGGGGUCAGCCCCCCAGGAGGAGACACGGGCCUGGGCCAGGCUCCAUGAGGCCCUGGCCCAGGACACAGCUUUCACUGCCCUUGGAAAGGUCCUGCACCUGUUGAAGGGGAUCCUGGAUGGGCAGGUGAGCAGUGGUGUCGCAACGACCCCUGCUGCAGCCGCCAUGCUGGAUGUGGCCCUUCGGUGUAGCUUGUCGCACAGAGCCCAGAGGGUGCUGUGUGUGGCUGUGGGACAGCUGGACCGGCCCCCAGACCUUGCCAAUGAUGGGAGGACUCUGUGGCUGGAUAUCAGAGGCAAAGAAGCCGCUGCCCUGUCCCCGUUCCACGUCUCCAUGCCGCUGCCAGGGACAACGGGAGCAUUCCUGAGCUGUGUCCUGGCCCUCGUGCUGCCCCUGGCCUAUGGCUUCCGGCCUGACCUGGUGCUGAUGGUGCUGGGACCAGCCCAGGGCCUGCAGGAACCCCACGCUGCGCUCCUGGCUGCACUCCUGCGGGGUCCAGCGGGGGGCCGAGUCCUGGUCCUGGUGGAGCAGGAACCCACAUCCCAGCUUGCAGGCAUCCUGGCCCGGGUGUUGCAUGGAGACGCACCCCCCAGCCUGGGUCCCUUCUCCACCGCCCCCCCAGAGGACACGCAGGCCCUGCUGUACUUGAGAGGGCAGCUGGAAGCACAGUGGAAGAUGCUGCAGGUGGCCGCUCCUUCUUGAGUGCUGUGACCCAGUACCUUGAAAUCGGCCACAGUGCAAGUAUUCGUACCCCAGGGACGCCAAUACAAGCUCGUCCCCCAAGAGCCGGUUAUUCGACAUUCACCAGCACACCACUGCCUGAGACCCCUGUCCAGAGGGGCCAGACUGCGGAGCUGUCCACGGCCGUGACCUGGAGCCCACCUCCAGUGGCCACCUCUGCCCGGAUGGCCCGUCCUCACUUGCUACACUGUUAACCUUGAAAAUAAAAGUUAUUUUACCAGCAAAAA
Messenger RNA from Canis lupus familiaris (dog), 2415 nucleotides. RefSeq names its product histone deacetylase 10 (gene HDAC10). The coding region runs from base 143 to 2149 and encodes 668 amino acids. Gene Ontology annotation, molecular function: histone deacetylase activity. Gene Ontology annotation, cellular component: histone deacetylase complex. Gene Ontology annotation, biological process: chromatin organization. The transcript has 20 exons. NCBI's taxonomy places the organism in Eukaryota, Metazoa, Chordata, Mammalia, Carnivora, Canidae. The record is from RefSeq and is a predicted model, not a curated record.